Messenger RNA from Acaulospora morrowiae, 225 nucleotides. The record is from the annotation of a GenBank genome assembly. NCBI's taxonomy places the organism in Eukaryota, Fungi, Glomeromycota, Glomeromycetes, Diversisporales, Acaulosporaceae.
CAUCUGCAGUUUUAGACUCUUACAUUUCUGAUGUAAAAGGUGGUAAAGAAAGCUUUAUGGUUUCAAAGAGACUAUACAAUAGAAUCAAUAAUCACAAGAAUAUUGAGUCAAAAGUUAUUGUAUCUUACAGCAGAUCAAAGAUUGGCACAAGGGCAAUGCAACACAUAUUAGCUUCUAAUAUUGAAUGGAAUUAUUCUGGAAGUGAUCCAGAAUCAUCAAAUACAA